Olea europaea var. sylvestris is the source of this 2776-nucleotide messenger RNA. Its product is annotated as auxin response factor 9-like. Gene Ontology annotation, molecular function: DNA binding; protein binding. Gene Ontology annotation, biological process: regulation of DNA-templated transcription; response to hormone. Bases 392 to 2365 code for a protein of 657 amino acids. Gene Ontology annotation, cellular component: nucleus. NCBI's taxonomy places the organism in Eukaryota, Viridiplantae, Streptophyta, Magnoliopsida, Lamiales, Oleaceae. The record is from RefSeq and is a predicted model, not a curated record. The transcript is spliced from 14 exons.
AAUUAUCAUAUAUGUAGAGAGAGGGUGAGAGCAACGAAUCAAGGCGAAUAAUAAGCUGUUUCUUGGGAUACUGAGCGGCGUUUUGUUCACUCCCUCCCCUUUGAAAUGUUUACGUACUCUCUUUACAUUUUUGCUUAAUGGAAGCUGGUAUUCCGGCGCCAAUGUAACCGUCACAGCUUUCAAUUAGCCUUUCAAUUGAAUUUAUAUGCUGGGUUUUUCCAUUUGUAGUAUUUAAUGCUUUUAAUACUGUGUAAUGAGGAGUAUUCAGUUCGUACAGAAAGGAGUGUAAGAAGGUGUAUUAUAUUGUGUUUAUAUUAGCCAUUAUCAAUUAUAAACUUUGAUUGUGGAUUUAAAGAUCAGUUUCUUUAUCAAAACAAGAGGAGCUUUAAUCAUGGCAAGGUCAUUUUCUCAGCCGAAAAGCAGUUCUCCAUCUGAAGGGAAUAGGGUUGAGGAUGUUUUGUAUCCAGAGCUAUGGAAGGCUUGUGCAGGUCCGUUGGUGGAUAUUCCAAAAAUGAGAGAAAGAGUUUACUAUUUCCCACAAGGUCACAUGGAACAAUUGGAAGCAUCAACAAAUCAGGAGUUAAGUCAGAGGACAACAAUGUUCAAUCUUCCCUCAAAGAUCCUUUGCCGUGUUAUGAACAUUCAGCUACUGGCUGAACGAGAAACCGAUGAGGUUUAUGCACAAAUUACUCUGAUGCCAGAAUUAGAUCAAACUGAGCCAAAAAGUCUAGAUCGAUGUGCUCUGGAUCCUCCUAGGCCUACUGUUCACUCAUUCUGCAAGGUUUUGACGGCUUCCGACACAAGUACUCAUGGUGGAUUUUCUGUCCUUCGUAGGCAUGCAAAUGAAUGCCUUCCACCCUUGGAUAUGACCCAGCAGACACCGACCCAGGAACUCGUGGCCAAGGAUCUGCAUGGGAUUAAAUGGCAGUUUAAGCAUAUAUAUAGAGGCAAACCUAGCAGGCACUUGCUUACAACGGGAUGGAGUAAUUUCGUCACUUCUAAGAAAUUAGUCGCUGGAGAUUCUUUUGUAUUUUUGAGGGGAGAGAAUGGGGAGUUACAUGUUGGAGUUAGACAUCAUGUUUGUCAACAGAGCUCCUUGCCAUCGUCAGUGAUUUCAAGUCAGAGCAUGCACCUCGGAGUGCUUGCAACUGCAUCCCAUGCUGUAGCAAGCAAGACCCUCUUUGUUGUUUAUUACAAACCGAGAACAAGUCAAUUCAUCAUAGGCCUGAACAAAUAUCUUGAAGCUCUAAACCAUGGUUUUGGAGUUGGCAUGAGAUUCAAGAUGCAGUUUGAGGUCGAGGAUUCUCCAGAGAAGAGGUUCUCAGGUACAAUAACAGGAGUCGAAGAUAUUUCUCCUCACUGGGAAGAUUCUAAAUGGCGAUCACUGAAGGUUCAGUGGGACGAACCUGCAUCCAUUCCAAGACCUGAAAGGGUUUCUCCAUGGGAGAUAGAACCAUUUGUGGCUUCAGUUCCCACAAGCCUGGUUCAACCAUCGGCAGCAAAAAAUAAAAGGCCAAGAUUGCAUGUUGAAACCCCAGUUCCUGAUACUCCAAGUUCAACAGCAUCAGCUGUGUGGAAUCCGUCCCGCGAAUCACAUCAAGUAAUUGGCUCUCUUGAAGAACAAAGGAGUGAACAAGUUGACACUGGUGGCACUCUCAUCAGAAACAGAAACGGCAACACUUCUGGAACUCUUUUAGAGGGAGACUGGCUAUCUCCUGAUGUGAAUUCGUCUCUUAAUAUGUUUUCUGAAGAAACAGAAGAGAGCAAAAGUGCAUCGGCUUGGUCUAUUUUUUCAAACUGUUCAGCCCCAAAUUCUGGAAAACGGAGUAAUAGUCGCAUUUCUUGCCUGAAUGAUGGGAGGAAAUUAGAUGCGUCUGCAACUUGCAGAUUAUUUGGUAUUGAUUUGAACAGCCCUUUGACGGGUGCUGCCCUUCUCGAGAAAUCCUCUCUAAAAUCAGUUGAUAAACUAAAUGAUGCUUCUGAAGGAUGCGUCUCAAAUCAACGGCAGCAGUUACAAGUACCAGUAAAGGAGGUUCCUAGCAGACAGAAUCACUCCACUAGAAGUCGCACCAAGGUUCAAAUGCAAGGUGUUGCUGUGGGUCGUGCUGUGGACCUAACUGCGUUAAAGGGAUACGAUGAGCUUAUAAGUGAAAUUGAAGAGAUGUUCGAAAUAAAGGGUGAGCUUCAGCUCCGACAUAAUUGGGAGAUUGUUUUCACUGAUGACGAAGGAGACAUGAUGCUUAUGCGCGAUUAUCCAUGGCUAGAAUUCUGUGAUAAGGUGCAGAGGAUUUUCAUCUAUUCUAGCCAAGAUGUGAAAAAAAUGAGAGCAGGAAGCAAGCUUCCUCUAUCUUCGACAGACAACUGAAGGAGAUGCUUUAACUUGGAAGUUGGUGAAGAUUAAAAUUAAAUUAAUUUCACAUUUUCUUGUUCAUCCCUGCUUUUUCCUUUUAAUUUGUUUUUCAAUGGAAAAAGCUUCAGUUUUUCGCUGUUGUAGAGGUCUUGAGGAAUUUCUUGUUUGUUUCUCUGAUUCUGUGUCAUCAAGAUGGAUGGCUAUAGAUAUGGAUGUAGCAUCAGGCUAACAACCAAGAAAACUAGCUGUUUGCGACUAGAAAUUUUACGAGUAAUCGGGGGUGGGAUUAGGAUUAGAAUCUGUGUAUAUCAGAGGUGUUUCCGGUGGAUUUGGAUGUAAAUAUAAAUUUCUUGGCAUCUGGUUUAUAAAUUGCCAGGUUCUUUUGGAAAUGUGUACUUCAAUAAUCCAGGGCAUUUCAUUUUCUUC